CGUAAGUGUUUGACAGAAUGAAGAAAGAGGGUAAACCCAGAAACAUGAUAUUGAAAUUUCUGCCAAAAGUCAGUGUCGGGUUUCAGAACCCUCCGUUCAGCCCAAGCAGAGACAAGAGAGCAAUUAGCGCAUGCAAAGGGUUGUUUCCUUGUCCGAUCGUUUCGAUAAUUCCCGACGAAGCUCGAAGAAAAUCAGAGGCUGGAACGUUCGAAACUCAAGAACCAACUUCACCCAGGGUGUCAUGCAUAGGCCAGAUCAAGCACAAGAAAAACAUCAGAAAAGGUAAGCGUGAUUUGAAGGCCGUCUGUGAGUCGACACAUAAAUAUUCUUCUCCUAGAGAAGUAAAUAAAGAAUUGGGUGAUGAGGACAGUGCGCCACCUUUGGGUCAAUUGAAGCGGUUUGCGAGUGGGCGUGAUGGUCUUGCUAGUUUUGGUUGGACGGCUCAGAUUAAUGCAGUACACGUGGAAGCAGAUCAGCACAGAGAUGAUUACUCUGACGAAGAGGGAAGAGCGUUUAGUGACCUUGAAUAUGAAGAAGACGAAGAAGAAGAAGAAGAAGAAGAAGGGAUGGUUCGUUUCUCAGGUGCAACGGCGGUGGGUGCAGGAGGGUUGGGUUUGCAGCCAAGGAAAGAAAUAAACAUAUGGAAAAGAAGAGCAACCAAUCCACCGAAGCCUCUUCAGUUGAAAUCCUUUUGCGCUAAUUGA
Molecule: messenger RNA, 704 nt
Organism: Hibiscus syriacus
Lineage: Eukaryota; Viridiplantae; Streptophyta; Magnoliopsida; Malvales; Malvaceae
Exons: 1
Coding region: 18-704 (228 amino acids)
Source: RefSeq, a predicted model, not a curated record